GUGCAAUCCUAGAGGGGGUUAUUAUCAAAUUGAUAAAAAGAAAUUGCCGCCAAAUCAUGAGGUGACUCCUUUCUCAAGAAAAAUCCAACAAAAUACGCCUAAAUUGCCAGUUUCUUCAACACAGCAAACAAGUGAGCCAACUGAAACGAAGCUUAGCGUAUUGAGCACUCCGAUUAGCUGCCAACAAUUUUUCCAUGAAAAUUCCAAUUUCUUCUCAUUUUCUUCUGUAAAACCCUAUUCAAUCGAUUCAAAAUUUCGUGCGACUAGUUCGUUGAUCAAUGUUUAGGUCAGCAUUUCUCUCUAUUCGAGGACGCUCUAAGCCGGCGGUCAAUCAACUUCAACGGCCUUCAAGUAGACUAGAGGGAACCCUGUAUUUUUUGGUAUGUGAAAGAGAUUGGAAUAUUUUCUCAUCUUCGAGAUUCAGGGGUCUUGCAGAGGAACGAUUUAGGUGUCUUGCAGAGGACCUUGCUCUUUUUGGCAUUAGUUAAUAUUGUGCCUGCAGAACAGCAGAAAUCAUCUACUCCGGUUUGGUUGUAUACAGUUUAAUUCCUCUAUCAAGCCAUUAAUAAAUUUUGCACUAGAAGCCCAACUUCAGGGUUUGGGUGUUUUCCUUAUCUUCUGUCUUAUUAUGUCGAUGUGCAUCCUUUGCCAUUGACAGACAAUGAAUGCACAGUCUAGAUAAUUCUAUGACAAAGGAUAUGUAUACCUUCUUAUUGGUGAUUUAAGUUGCAGAUUUUUGUUAGAGUUUUUUUUUUUUCUUUUUUUUUUUCAUACUAACAAGAAAUUUGUGCAUGACCAAUUAUUAAUGUUCUACAAGGUUGUUAGGUGGUGCCUGCUCUGUUUCUAGACUAACUGCUCUCUAUUUAGCGAAUUUCGGCUUUAUUAGUUGAAAACUUGAAAUUACUCUAUGUAUCAAGGAUAUCUUUUGGUCCAGGCAUCAGAAAUUUUAAUUUUUCCCUUCAAUAUAGUGCAAACUCAUGAGAGCUCAUCAAUAUCAAACGACAUGUCCUGUAUCUGUGGCCUUUCUGAAUUUUACUAAAGCCACAGAUUCUUCCUUGGUGUUGAUAUCAUCUUAAGUUCUUAUGUCUGAUGCUGUGAUUCAAAAUAUCAAAAGAUUGAAUUUAGCUAUGUAUUUAAUGCUCUACUUCUGAAUAUAUCUUCAAUUAACUAGGAUGUUUCCUUUUCCUCUUAGGCUCGAUCCAUCAAAAAGGUGCCUGUAUCGUGGUUAUGCUAAAUCAACGAGACAGUCUUCUGAGAGAUCAAAUAGCCAUGAAUUACAGUCAGAGAUGCAUCCAAGUACCAAGACUACAAAUUAUAAGCCAUUGAUGGCUCUUGCUAUUCCUGUUGCUUUGCUUGGACUGGCUGGUUAUGCUCGUUACAAUGAUGAGAGAAGAGCCAUCCAAAAAGGUGAAGGAUCAAGGGAAGGAAUGACUGUCAAGGGGCCUAUUAUUGGUGGUCCUUUUGAAUUGAUUAAUACUGAUCACCAAAUAGUUACUGAGCGGGAUCUUCAUGGACAUUGGGUACUCUUAUACUUUGGUUAUACAUCAUCACCUGAUAUUGGGCCAGAGGAAGUGCAGAAAAUGGCCAAGGCCAUUGACAUAUUAGAGUCAAAACAUAAUGUUAAGCUUCUACCUGUUUUUGUCACAAUUGAUCCCCAGCGUGACUCUCCUCAACAGCUAAAAAGGUAUCUUGGAGAGUUUGAUCCAAGAAUAGUGGGGUUAACUGGAUCUGUUAACUCUAUAAGGCAAAUAGCACAAGAAUAUCGGAUUUUUUUUAAGAAGGUUGAAGAGGACGGGAGUGACUAUCUAAUUGAAUCAUCCCAUAAUAUGUACUUGAUAAGCCCAAAUAUGGAAAUAAUGAGAUGUUUUGGGGUAGAGUAUAAUGCAACAGAGCUGGCAGAUGCUAUAGGCAAAGAGUUGAAGAUGCAAUCUGGAUCUUCCUAGAGGAUGCAAAGGUCCCAUUUCUGAUGGAAUCAAGUAUUUUGGAUAUCUCAGGCUCGUAGUUAGGUGGGAAGAUACACGACGCCAAAUUACCUUCUGAUUUUUAGCUUCUUGGAAACUUCUCAGAUUGGACCUACUUUGGAGGACAUGGCUGAGUCUUAUGGAUUGUGUGUUCCUGUUAUUUGGAUUUUAAGACUGAUUGUUACCCAAGCUGGCAUUUUUUAUUUUGCCAUUUCAUUAACGUAGGUUGAGCAUUGAAUAAGUAGCCUAAGACAAAUCAAAUGUGAUUUGAUUUGCUUUAAUAUUAUAGAGAACUUCCCUUUACGUCAUUGACUCAAUUGUAGAGUUUUUUAAUCCUCGUGGUUUUACCAAUUUUUGUGUAAUCACUCACUUGACUAGUCUCUAGUCUUUAUCAAAUGGAGUAAUGUUUAAUUGCAAA
Chenopodium quinoa (quinoa) is the source of this 2379-nucleotide messenger RNA. Its product is annotated as protein SCO1 homolog 2, mitochondrial-like. The record is from RefSeq and is a predicted model, not a curated record. Lineage: Eukaryota; Viridiplantae; Streptophyta; Magnoliopsida; Caryophyllales; Amaranthaceae. Gene Ontology annotation, biological process: mitochondrial respiratory chain complex IV assembly. Bases 1173 to 1943 code for a protein of 256 amino acids. The transcript is spliced from 8 exons.